GGGACACAUCCGUUGUCUAUAAUUUCGAAACCAGAUUAACAUCUUUACUUUAAUAUUAGGACGACCGACAUGGAAAUUAUGCCCCGACAGGUAUUUUGCCUUUUAUCAGUGAUCCUGAUAAGUUCUCGCGCCAUCCACUGCGCCCAAUGCCCGCCCGGCUGGCUGAAAUGGCAGCAAUCGUGUUACAUCUUACUGCCAGACAAGAUGAAUUGGUUUGAGGCAUCGGAGGCUUGCAACCAGCCGGGAAGCAGCCUCUUCGUACCCAACUCGCGGAAAGAAAACGACGUCAUCUGGCAGUCACUUGGGAUACAGACUGGCGGUUUGUGGAUUGGCUGCACGGAUGCAGCCCAAGAGGGUAUCUGGCUUUGCGGAGGUCAACCUAUGACUUUCAGCAGUUGGAAUGGUGGCAAUCCGCACAACGACACCCAGCGCAACUGCGCCCGGAUGACGGUAUACGGUGCCGGGGGCUCUUGGGGCGACGAUGUUCCUUGCGGUAGCAACAACCGCAAAUAUGCAGCCUGCGAGAUGACGGUCUCUGCGGUACCAGCCUACCACACCAUCACCGGUCCUGAUGGGCGUGUCCCCCAACAAUGCCUCCUCCAUCACGACAUCAAGAAUCUGACGGUAGAUGGCGUGCUUGCCUGUGGCUGGGCGUGCCUGGCCGAUCCCCGAUGCCGCUCCUUUAAUCUCUGGCAGAGCAGCAAGAGGGAAAAGAUGUGUCAACUCAAUGACGUCACUCGUCAUGCGGCUGACGGCAACGACUUCAAGGCAACCGAUAACUGUUACUAUUUUGACUUGUAAUAAAUGAUGGAAACUUUGCUUUUGAAACUUUGAGUUGGAAAGUAGAUGCCAAUGCUAUUUUUCAAACACCUCGUCACAAUUUUGGUUGAUAUACUAAAGCUGUUAGUUUGUUCGGUUCGGGCACUGCACAAUUUGACGUUUUAUAAAUAAUGACUGCAACUUCAGUCAUAUCAGUUUCACAUUGCACUUUAUACAUGAUUGUACACCACACCGUCAUGUGACUUCUCACGUGCUUCAAUAUCACAGGCAUUGAGCAUCAUUAGAACUGUUCUGGUCAUCUCCGUGAGCUAACAUGACUACAGAGCUUGUACGGGUACGGAUACAGUGGAACGCCGCUAUACCAAACACCGCUAUACCGAACAAUCGGCUUUACCAAACAUCCCUGACUUCCGGUUUUGAUGUACAAAACGUUCCGACCAUUGUUGUUGAAAAAAAGUCAACAGGUUAACAAAAAUCUACCGGAUGUAUUAAAUGCUAUGUGGGUCACUUUUAGUUCCCGAACAUCAAACGACCCAUAAUUACAUUAUGUUUGAAUGUUGAAGA
Molecule: messenger RNA, 1344 nt
Organism: Patiria miniata (bat star)
Lineage: Eukaryota; Metazoa; Echinodermata; Asteroidea; Valvatida; Asterinidae
Product: perlucin-like protein
Exons: 1
Coding region: 70-801 (243 amino acids)
Molecular function (GO): signaling receptor activity
Source: RefSeq, a predicted model, not a curated record